Messenger RNA from Macrobrachium nipponense, 4350 nucleotides. RefSeq names its product collagen alpha-1(I) chain-like. The record is from RefSeq and is a predicted model, not a curated record. Bases 1 to 4350 code for a protein of 1449 amino acids. The transcript has 3 exons. NCBI's taxonomy places the organism in Eukaryota, Metazoa, Arthropoda, Malacostraca, Decapoda, Palaemonidae.
AUGCCCGGCGGGUGUCCCGGGACACCUGGCGGCCCUUGCCCGCCCGUCCCGGGACAACCCAUCCCGCCUCGCCUGCCCGUCCCGGGACAACCGCGGGACACCCGGCUGGCCUCUCCCGCCCGUCCCGGGACACCCAGUGGGCCUCACCCGCCCGUCCCGGGACACCCAGCGGGCCUCGCCCGCCCAUCCCAGGACACCCGGCGGGCAUCGCCCGCCCGUCCCGCCUCGCCCGCACGUCCCGGGACACCCGGCGGGGCCUCGCCCACCCGUCCCGACAACAAACGGGAUCGCCCGCCCGUCCCGGGAAAAACCGUCCCAGGACAUCUGGCGGGCCUCACCCGCCCGCCUUCCCGGAGCAACCCCGGCUGGCCUCGCCCUGCCAUCCCAGGACACCCGGCAGGUCCCGACCCGUACCCAGCCUCGCCCGCCGUCCCGCCUCGCCCGCCGUCCGCCUCGCCCACCCGUCCCGCCUCGCCCGCCCUUCCCUGGACACCCGGCGGGCCUGGCCGGGCCCGUCCUGCCUCCGGGCCCAUCUGGCCCCGUCCCGCCUCGCCCGACCCGUCCCGGGACCACCCCCGGCCCUGUCAUCACCCUCCCGUUCCCGAGGGACGCUCAGCCCAUCCAGGACACCCGGCGGGCCUCACCCUUCCCGCCCAUCCCUGGGACCCAAGGGCGGGGCCUCCCGCCAUUCCCGACCGUCCCGGACCCCAAGGAGGGCCCGAGGCCCGGCCCGUCCCGGAACCAAGGCGGGACUCGCCCGCCCAGUCCUGGGGACCCCAAGGACCCAAGGCGGGCCUUCGCCCGCCCGUCCUGGGACCCAAGGCGGGCCUCGCCCGCCCGUCCCGGGACCCAAGGCGGGCCCGUCAAGGCCCGCCUCCCGUCCCGGGACCCAAGGCGGGUUCCCUUGCCCGCCCGUCCCGUGGACCCGGCCAAGUUAGGGCCUUGCCCUUGCCCGUCCCGGGACCCAAGGCGGGUUUCCUUGCCCUCCCAAGUCCCGGGACCCGGGCCCAAGGAUGGGCCUUGCCCUUGCCCACCCGUUCCCGGGACCCAAGGCUUGGGCCUUGCCCGCCCGUCCCGGGACCAAGGCGGGCCCUUGCCCUGCCCGCCGUCCCGGGAACCCACCCAAGGCGGGCCUUGCCGCCCGUCCCGGCCCGGGACCCAAGGCUGGGCCUCCUUGCCCAAAGCCCGUCCCGGGACCCUCCCAAGGCGGGCGGGCCCUGCCCGCCCUCGGGACCCAACCCGGCCCGGGGCCUUGCCCCGCCCGUCCCGGGACCCAAGGCGGGACCUUGCCGCCCGUCCCGGGACCCAAGGCGGGCCUUGCCCUGGCCCGCCCGUCCGUGGGACCCAAGGCGGGCCCUUGCCCUCCCGUCCCGGGGACCCACGGGCCGUGGGCCCUUGCCCGCCCUCCCGGGAACCCUUCCCACGGCGGGCUUGGGGCCCGCCCGCCCGUCCCGGACCCAAGGCGGCCUUGCCCGACCCGUCCGGGGACCCAAUGGCGUCCCUUGCCCACCCAUCCCGGGACCCAAUUGCGAGCCCUUGCCCACCCGCCCUGUCCGGGACCCAAGGCUGCCUUGCCCACCCGUCCGGGACCCAAGGGGCGGGCAUCCGCCCACCCACCGUCCCUGGACCCAAGGCGGGCCUCGCCCACCCGUCCCGGGACGUGCCGGGACCCAGCCUGGGCCACCCGGUCCCGGGACCGGCCCAAGGCGGGUUCCUUGCCAGGCCCGUCCCGUGACCCGAGGCGGGCCUUGCCCACCCGUCCCGGGACCUGAGGCGGGCCUUGCCCACCCGCCCGUCCCGGGACCCGAGGCGGGCCUUGCCCACCCCGCCCGUCCGGGACCCAAGGCGGGCCUCGCCGGCGGGUCCCCCUCGCCGGCCCGUCCCGCCUCGCCCGCCCUGGUCCCGGGACACCCGCUGUCCUCACCCUCACCCGUCCUGACCCCCCCUCCCAGGACACCCCGGCGGGCCUCCCGCUCGCCCCAUCCUGGGACCAGGGGGCCCUCCCCCCCGCCCACCCCCCCCCCCCACGGGCGUCCCGUGGGACCCAAAGGCCCGCCAUCCCAGCCCUCCCGGGGACCCAAGGCGGGUCCUGCCCGCCCAUCCCGGGAACCCAAGGCGGGCCUUUGCCCCCCGUCCCGUGGACCCAAGGCGGGCCUGCCCGCCCUACCCGUCCCGGGACCCAAGGCGGGCCUUGCCCGCCCGUCCCGGGACCCAGGGCGGGCGCCCACCCGUCCCGGGGACCCCAAGCCUUGUCCCGCCCAGUCCCGGGACCAAGGCGGGGCCUUGCCCGCCCGUCCCGGGACCCAAGGCGGGCCUUGCCCUCCCGUCCCGGGACCCAAGCGGGCCUUGCCCGCCCGUCCCGGGACCCCAAGGCGGGCCUUGCCCGCCCUUCCUCCCUGGGACCCAAGGCGGGCUUGGCCCGGGCCUCCUUCGGGACCCAAGGCCCCGGGCCUUGCCCGGGCCCACCCGGGACAAGGCGGGCCUUGCCCGCCCGUCCCGGGACCCAAGGCGGGCCUUGCCCGACCGUCCCGGGACCCAGGCGGGCCUUGCCGCCCGUCCCGGGACCCAACCCUGGCGGGCCUUCCCGCCCAAGCCCGUCCCGGGAAACCCACAAGGCGGGUUGGCCUUGCCCAAGCCCGUCCCGGGACCCACGGCGGGCCUUGCCCGCCCUUCCUCCCGGGACCCACGGCGGGCCUUGCCCCGCCCGUCCCGGGACCCAGGGCUGGCGGGUCCUUGCCCGCCCUUCCCGGGACCCGACCCACUGGCGGGCCUGCCCGCCCGUCCCGGGACCCACGGCGGGCCUUGCCCGCCGUCCCGGGACCCACGGCGGGCCUUGCCCGCCCGUACCCGGGACCCACGGGAUGCGCCCGGGCCCAAGCCCGCCGUCCCGGGACCACGGCGGGCCCUGCCCGCCCCUCCCGGGACCCAGCGGCGGGCCUUUCCCGCCCGUCCCGGGACCCUCGGCGGGCCUUGCCCCCCCGUCCCGGGACCCAACGGCGGGCUUGCCCACCUCCCGGGACCCAGGCGGCGGGCCCGGCCCGUCCCGGGACCCACGGCGGGCCUUGCCCCCCCGUCCCGGGACCCAAGGCGGGGCCUCGCCCACCCGUCCCUUGGGGGACCCAGCGGGCCUCGCCCCCCACCCGUCCCGGGACCCAAGGGUCGGCCCCCCUCGGGCCCACCUCCUUCCCGGGACAGCGUGCCUGGCCCGGGACCCACGGCGGGCCUUGCCCACCCGUCCCGGGACCCACGGCGGGCCUUGCCCACCCGUCCCGGGACCAACGGCGGGCCUUGCCACCCGUCCCGGGAACCCAGGGGGCCUCGCCUUGCCCACCCGCCUCCCGGGACCCAAAGGCGGGCCUGCCCGGCUCCCGCCUCGCCGGCCCGUUCCCGCCUCCCGCCCGCCCGUCGCCGCCCCGUCCCGCCUCGCCCGCACACCCGCUGUCCUCACCCUCCCGUCCCGGACACCCGCCAUCCCAGGACAAAAACGGCCGGGCCUCGCGCCCCGUCCCGGGACCCCAAGGCGGGCCUCGCCCGCCCGUCCCGGGACACCCAAGGUCGGGCCUCGCCCGCCCGUCCCGGGACCCAAGGCGGCCUCGCCCGCCCGUCCCGGACCCAAGGCGGGCCUCGCCGCCCGUCCCGGGACCCAAGGCGGGCCUCGCCCGCCCGUCCCGGGACCCACGGCGGGCCUCGCCCGCCCUCCCGACCCGGGACCCGGCGGGCCUCGCCCGCCCGUCCCGGGACCCAAGGCUGCCUCGCCCACCCGUCCCGGGACCCAAGGCGGGCCUCGCCCACGCCUCCCGGGACCCAAGGCGGGCCUCGCCCACCCGUCCCGGGACCCACGGCGGGCCUCGCGCCCACCCGUCCCGGGACCCAAGGCCGGGCCUCGCCCACCCGUCCCGGGACCCAAGGCGGGCCUCGCCCACCCGCCCUCCCGGGACCCAAGGCGGGCCUCGCCCACCCGUCCCGGGACCCAAGGCGGGCCUCGCCCACCCGUCCCGGACCCAAGGCGGGCCUCGCCCACCGUCCCGGGACCCACGGCGGGCCUCGCCGCAGCCCGUCCCGGACCCACGGCGGCUCGCCCACCGCCGUCCCGGGACCCACGGCGGGCCUCGCCCACCCGUCCCGGGACCCACGGCGCCCUCGCCCACCCUGGUUCUCGAAUCUCCAGGCGUCAGUAGUUCUCCUGGAGGUUCUUUACGUCGCUCACCAAUAUCUCCUUUGCUCCUCGCAGCUGUCGAACCUCAUCUUCCAGCUGGUCGUUCCCUUCGCCCUGGACUCCGGCCUUCCUCUCCAGCGACUCUAAGCGACGAUUUCGUUCCUCUAGAAGGCAUGCCAGCUCGUUCCUCAUGA